This is a messenger RNA of Gloeophyllum trabeum ATCC 11539, 1272 nucleotides long. RefSeq lists its product as uncharacterized. The record is from RefSeq and is a predicted model, not a curated record. Gene Ontology annotation, molecular function: RNA polymerase II general transcription initiation factor binding; TBP-class protein binding; histone acetyltransferase activity. The annotation marks the transcript as partial. Lineage: Eukaryota; Fungi; Basidiomycota; Agaricomycetes; Gloeophyllales; Gloeophyllaceae. The transcript is spliced from 7 exons. Gene Ontology annotation, biological process: RNA polymerase II preinitiation complex assembly; transcription by RNA polymerase II. Gene Ontology annotation, cellular component: transcription factor TFIID complex.
CAGCUUAAGAUGGUGACUCCGGAACAAGUCGUUUUGUCUGAAAGCAUGCAGGUCGGGCAACGGCAUCUGCAAGAUCUGGGUUAUAGUCAGGCAGCUGAGGCGGAGAACGCAGACGAAGCACAUCUCUCCGUCGAGCAGCAGUUAGCUCCGUGGAUCACUACGAAGAAUUUUUUGUUUGCAACUCAAGCUAAAGCCAUGUUAAGGCUGCAUGGAGAGGGGGACCCAACCGGAAGGGGAGAAGCCUUCAGUUUCAUCCGGGUUUCAAUGAAGGACAUCUUUGUCAAGGCCGGUGAAGACUAUGAACAAAAGCUUGCGGAAGCGGAGGCACGCCCUAAAUCCGCCCACAGAUAUAAUGUGGCCGAACAGCAACUGAUCUAUAAGUCUGAGAUUGAGCGGAUAUGGAGAGCACAGCACGACUCACUUAGUCGUCGCGACGAGCCGCAGCUGACCGAUGAAGAUGAAAAGCGCGAGGCAGCUCUCGAUCAGCAGUACCCAGGCAUGUCAGCCGUGUCCCCCAAACAAGCCGGACCGUCUGCGGCCCCCUCGCCAGCAUACAGCCGUGGGUCAUCUGUGGAUAGAGAUCGAGAAAUGAGCUACGGACCUGAAGGCGCGAAGCGGGUACUACGUAUCAAACGUUUGGUGGAUGGACAUUGGCAAACAGAAAUCGUCCGGGACCCGGCAGUAAUCAGUGCCUAUGUCCGCAGGCGGCAGAUUAUUGAAGAGGAGACUACCUUAGCCGACGCUCUUGCACCGACCGGUGAUGCGGAAAAAGAUGCAAGAGCUAAGAAGAGGCUUGAGGAAGAGAUCAUGCGGAUGAAGAAAAAUCAAGAGCGGCGACUUCAUCGGAAAAAUGCGAAGAUUGCGAAAGAAGGAGGUACGCCAUUGCUGCUCAAUAGGCCUGUCAAGCCAGAUACGACGAGACGCUGCGGUCAUUGCGGUCAAAUGGGUCAUAUGAAAACCAACAGGAAGUGCCCUCGCUGGGCCGAGUUUAACUCUGGGGCUCCUCCUGCGACCCCUUCGGCGACUAGUCCCCCUGCCGGCUCCCCUCCUACCCCUAGUCUUGGCAACCUAGGGUUCAGCAAGAGCUCAGACUCCGUGUUCUCACCCACAUUAGGUCCGUCGUCUCGUCCCGGGACUUCCUUCGGAUUCCCAGUCGCCGUACCUUCACCACUUGCUACGAGCCCACCGCUGUCCGCGGUGAAUGACUCUGACCUUCCACCCCCGACGACUGGGGGAGGGUCUGCACCAAAAAUAAAACUGACCCUCAAGAAG